AUGAAAGAGAAUGUUGAUACUAUAAAUAAUCCUAAUAAAGAUUAUUAUACAUAUUAUCAAGUAGCAAGAGGUGGUUUAGAAUCAUUUGAAUUAUUCAUUAAUUGUGUCAAGCAAGAAAAGGCAUAUACUAUCAAUAAGUUUAAAAAUCUCAAAGUUACUGAUUCUUUGAGAUUCAAAGAAUCAGUAAUAAUUGAAGCUAUUAAUUCAAAAUUCAGAAAUCAUAGAAAACAUAAAAAUGAUAUUAAUCAUAUUGAAUCUCAAAAACAAGUUAAAAUAGAUCCUGAGGAACUCAAUGAACCUGAAUCUAUUACAUCAUCCCUAUCUUUACUUUAA
Messenger RNA from Cetraspora pellucida, 333 nucleotides. The record is from the annotation of a GenBank genome assembly. Lineage: Eukaryota; Fungi; Glomeromycota; Glomeromycetes; Diversisporales; Gigasporaceae.